Messenger RNA from Metarhizium brunneum ARSEF 3297, 3642 nucleotides. RefSeq lists its product as uncharacterized. NCBI's taxonomy places the organism in Eukaryota, Fungi, Ascomycota, Sordariomycetes, Hypocreales, Clavicipitaceae. The record is from RefSeq and is a predicted model, not a curated record.
AUGGAUGGGUACCCCCCAGGCAGUUUGGAUCAUAAUGUUCCAUUCCUGGUCGCUUCGGGCCUGAACUCGGCUGAGCCAGAGCUCGACCUGCAAGGGGAGUUGAGCACCCAAGGGCAGUUGAUCAAGUCGGACCUGCCACCACUCGAAGGUCGAGAAGCGCAAUUGUUGGAGACGUACUUUGAGGAAAUUGAUGCCAGGGGUACGUCUUGGGCAGUGGUUCCACGGGACGAACCCUAUCGCUUUCGGAUCAAGACAGUGGGAAGGUCAUACCUUCUGCCGCCUCGGAAAACGAUAAUACCUGAUUCUGUCGGGCCUCCAGAUCCUAGUGCGACUAUUCAUUCUCCGUUUUCCCCGCUGUCUCAUGUGUCCGCUCUAUAUCCCGACGGCCUGAUCGAUUCGCGAUGGAUUAAGAAACACCAGCAUCUCGUCCCUAGCAUAUACGCCUGUUUCUACUCGCUAGCCAAUGACAACCGCCUCAAGUUGGACGUUAAUGAGAUCAAAGCUACGCUAGCUCGAUCCGGCUUCAAGACCAGAGUUGCGAUAAUUCUGUUUGGCAAUCAAGAUAGUGGCACAGCAGUUCUUACAGAGGAGGUUCAGGACCGAUUAGAGGGUAUUCGAAAAGGAACCGCGCUAGACCCCAAGUCCAUAUUCUAUAUACCUACACAAGAGUCCCCCGCCGAGCUGAAACGAAAGAUUGAUAGUAUUCUUGCUAUUCUGUAUUCAAAUGCCGUUGAAUAUUACAGGGACCUCGGUCGGCAUGCAAGGAAGAAGAGAUCGCGUGGCAUUGCUCCGCAGCCGACGAUACCACCAACAUCUGGAACAUCGCAUACUCUUUCUUUGCCUGAUUGGAACUUUCGAUAUGACAUGAAGACUGCCAUUUUGGCAGAAUUUCGCCAGGAGUUGGACCCGGCGAUUCGAUCCUUUGAGCAGGCCUACGAGAUCCUACUAGGGCAGGAUGUGUUUGACAUAAUUCCGAGUUGGAGCUCCCGGUGGAAUGAGGCUCGACAAUUGGCCGAUAUCGUCUCGAUCCGGUGCCUGCGACUACAUUUGUGGAUGGGACAUACAAGUCUAGCCGUCAAAAGAUGGCAAACGCACAGAGAUCGAAUUGGUGACCUUGUGGAUCGUAGAGGGCAAGGCACAAAUACAUAUGGCUGGCAGGCCUGGGAGGCCAGGUGGGCCAUGGUCAUGGCUAAUUUGAUGGAGAAAAUUGAGGUAUCUGGCUUGGCUCCUGCGUCGAUGACCAUAUUUCUACCCCCUGAACGGGCAGUCUUGGGCGAGCGAUUACAACCAUGGGAGCUUCUACAUCAUACAGGCUACUGGUAUCGCAUGGCCGCACGGCAUCUUACUGCUCGACGCACCCUCGCUCACAUGAUACCAGAUGAAGAUAGGGAACCACCGGAAUCUGCGUCAGCGAAAUCUGCAAAGAGCACUUAUGACACUUAUAUGUGCCCUCCACCUUAUCAAGAGAACCCGCUAAGCGGAGAUGGCGGUGUUAGCCACGCUCAGUUGAUAAUAGACUGUCUUAUUGCCUCUCGGACUCAGUUUGAAGCUCGGGGUCAGCUGCGGAUUGCCGCAGAGCUGUCAUUAGAAUGUGCCAAGGAAAUGGCUACACUGGGUUCUUGGGAAGAGGCUGUAGCAAUUUUGCAACCCGUGUGGGACAGCAGCUCAUACCGAGCUGAGAACUGGCUGGAUAUAUCUGAAGACCUGUGUUGGUUAUUACGCCGGGCAGCCAAAGAAAUUGGGCGGGCUGAUCUCCUCGUUGCCGCAGACUGGGAGCUAAUGAACAAGAAGUUUUCAAAGCGGCAACACUGGCGCUACGAUCUGUCACAGUCGCUGGACGGGGUAACAGUCGAAGAGAAGCCAUCGAUUCAGCUUUCGGAUGCCUCAUCAUCGCACCUCAUUUCGUCAAGUUUCGUGUUCAGAAGCAAGGAGAACAAGGCAGGCGACCAGUGCCUAGCCCAAUUUACGCUGACUUCGAACGCCAUGGCAGACUCUAUGCCGAUAUCGUUUUCUUCUGUAAAGAUUUUGUUUGGAGGCAGUUUGAAACCUAUUUUGCUUCGACAUGGCUCAAGUGGGGAGGAGAGCUCUUUUAUCACUAAAGUGGCGCUGGAAGAACAGUUUUCAACUGAUGGACCGGGCGACUUACCUUCUUCACUCAGCGGAACUUGCGAUUUGACAUUAAAGCCCGGUGAAAAAAGGGUGUUUGAAAUGGCAGUUCCGUUGAGAGAGUCAGGAGAGGCCGAGGCGUCUACAGUCGUCGCUACAUAUGAGCAUAAAUCCUUUGACAUUGAGUAUACCAUGUCGUUCAGAGACACUGAUCAAGUAACUGGAUGGUAUAUCAAGACUUCAGACAGGCCACGCCAAUUGAGACCCGACGCCAGGAUACUCCACAUCAAGCCACGACCACCCAAGCUCCUAGUUAGCCUGCUUGAAUCUUCCGGCCAAUAUUACACGAACGAAACGGUGGAACUUGGAGUGGAAUUGCGAAAUGAAGAGGAGGAACCGGCCAAUGUCAAACUAGACGUACAGUUGUACGGAAAAUCAGUCUCGUCGUUUAAGUUGCAGGUUGGAGAACAUGAACGAAAUGGAGAAACCGGUGAAGACGAAAGUAAGGCGCUGGGAGUGCCUGUAGGUGUCAUUUCUAGCGGUGCAGUGGCCGAAUUAAAGCUCACUAUUGAUCCUACAACGGCGCCUACAACACACGAUCUUCAUAUUCAAGCAACUUACCAUCUAGAGUCGGAUACUGCAACACCAAUUAUACAAGUCUUGUCUCUGUCUUUGGACCUCGUGGGGCCAUUCGAGGCGAACUACGAUUUGUUACCCAGACUGCAUCCAGAGCCAUGGCCCAGUCUGUUCGAUUACGAGGGAUUACACCUGGUCACGGAGGGCGAGACAGCGGCCUCGCCGGCAAAAGGAUUUGCGCAGCAGUGGUGUCUGGUAUGUCACUAUGCAUCGUUUGCCAUGGAAGAUUUGACGGUCUUGGGAAUGGAACUGCAAGUUGUAUCUUGCGUGGGAGGGGCUAGAUGUACGGUGACGCGGCAACCUGAAGUGGCCGGCGACGGCAUUACUAUACCUCCAAAGACGAUACACGAAGCACAGUUUGACCUCGUGGCACAAAAGUUGAGCCUCGACGAUCGACACCCUGUCACUCUAGAUUUGGCAUUUGUUAUCAAAUGGAAGAGAAAGACGGCCCCGGUGGAUGGCCAAGCCAAUGUCACGGCCUUGCCAGUGGGACAGUACCUCGUACUGGGGACGGAACCCAGAGUGUUGGCAUCGGCGCUGUACUCCAACCCUACGGCAUCAACUAACCUGCUUCAUCUGGACAUUACCAUUGAGAACCCAUCAAAUCACUUCCUCACGUUUGGGCUCAGCAUGGAACCCAGCGACAUGUUUGGGUUUUCCGGUGCAAAACAGACGACAAUCAACUUAUUACCAAUGUCUCGAAGGACAGCAAGGUACAGACUGUUGCCAUUUGUUCAGGGUGACUAUAUCCGGCCGGGUCUUGUGGUACGCGACAAGUAUUUCCAGAAGGUGCUGCGUAUUAUCCCCACGGAGGGCAUGAAGAUUGACAAAGACGGGCUGCUGGUAUGGGUACCUGGGGAUGGAAGCAAAGAUUCGGAAAGGGGGGCAAAAGAGACAUGA